CUGGUUUGAGUCUGAACCUGAAGGAGAGCAGAAGGAGCUGUGUGUGUGUGUUUGAGCUCUGUGUGUGUUUGAGCUGUGUGUGUGUGACAGCAUGGCCGCGGGUAUGAAGAAGUUCUACGACCUGUCCGCUAAACUCCUCUCCGGAGAUCUGCUGAACUUCUCCUCUCUGAAGGGGAAAGUAGUGCUGAUAGAGAAUGUAGCGUCUCUCUGAGGCACGACGGUCAGGGACUACACUCAGAUGAACGAGCUCCACGCCAACUACUCGGACAAGGGGCUCGUGAUCCUGGGAGUGCCCUGCAACCAGUUCGGCCACCAGGAGAAUGGCAAGAACGAAGAAAUCCUCAAUUGCCUGAAGUACGUCCGUCCAGGGAACGGCUUCGAGCCUCGCUUCCAGCUGCUGGAGAAGGUCGAAGUAAAUGGUACCAAUGCCCAUCCCCUGUUCGAGUUCCUGAAGGAGAAGCUGCCCUUUCCCAGUGACAACUCCAUGGCCUUGAUGACAGACCCCAAGUUCAUCAUCUGGAGCCCGGUUUGCAGGAAUGACGUCUCGUGGAAUUUUGAGAAGUUUCUGAUUGGUCCAGACGGAGAGCCGUUUAAACGCUACAGCAGGAACUUCUUGACCAGUGACAUCGAGGCCGACAUCAAGGAGCUCCUCAAGAAGGUCAAGUAAACUGGCCUGGCGCUGGGCCUGCUGGGGUUGUGUGGACAGGAGAUAAGGGCAGUAAACAUCUACCCCCGUCCUAUCAUUUCUGGCCACCAGCUCUGUUUGAGAUGGCUCUGUUUUAGUGUGUGUUGGCUGACUUUGCUGACUUGGGUAGAGUGCGACUGUGCUGUAGGCUGUUUACUCUAUGAAGGCGCCUCUUGAAAUCUAUUGUGAGGGGGGUGUCUGAUGAAAAUGUAAAUGUCUGUUGAUAACAGUGGUAAUUUAACUACGUCCAGCAAUGCUCAGCUCUACCGUCCAGCUCUUUUAAACCAAAUAAACAUUCCAUAAUGAAAAAGAA
Messenger RNA from Astyanax mexicanus (Mexican tetra), 998 nucleotides. RefSeq names its product glutathione peroxidase 1a (gene gpx1a). The record is from RefSeq and is a predicted model, not a curated record. Gene Ontology annotation, biological process: response to hydrogen peroxide; response to selenium ion; glutathione metabolic process. Gene Ontology annotation, cellular component: mitochondrion; cytosol. The transcript is spliced from 2 exons. NCBI's taxonomy places the organism in Eukaryota, Metazoa, Chordata, Actinopteri, Characiformes, Acestrorhamphidae. Gene Ontology annotation, molecular function: glutathione peroxidase activity.